Messenger RNA from Grus americana (Whooping crane), 1119 nucleotides. RefSeq names its product BTB domain containing 18 (gene BTBD18). Gene Ontology annotation, molecular function: protein binding. The record is from RefSeq and is a predicted model, not a curated record. The transcript is spliced from 3 exons. The coding region runs from base 148 to 1119 and encodes 323 amino acids. NCBI's taxonomy places the organism in Eukaryota, Metazoa, Chordata, Aves, Gruiformes, Gruidae. Gene Ontology annotation, biological process: positive regulation of transcription elongation by RNA polymerase II.
GCGAGACGGCGGGCGCGAGGCGCGCGUGUCCUGUGAGGAAGGGGCGCGGCCGCGUCCACGCGUGGCCCCUGGUGCCGGUCCCCGUCCUGUCCUCGGGCCCCUGGGGACCUCGGCGGCAGCCUCCCCCACCCCGCCGGCAGGGUGCCCAUGAGCUCUCCGUUGGCCACCCCGAGGCUGCUGUACCGCAGCACCCGCCUGCUCCGCACGGCCUUCCAGCACCUCCACCAGCAGCAGCAGCGAGCGGAUGUCUUUUGCGAUGUGGUCCUGCAGGCUGAAGGUGAGGCAGUGGUGGCCCACUGCUGCGUCCUCUCCGUUGGCAGCCCCUUCUUCAUGGAGCAGCUGGGCCGGGAGCUGCCCCCCCGGGGUCACAGGGUGGUGCUGGAGCUGGGGGGGCUAAAGAUCUGGGCGCUGCGCAAGCUGGUGCGCUUCCUCUACACCGCCGAGCUGGAGGCCACACGGGAGGAGGUGCAGGAGGUGCUGGCAGCUGCCCGACGCCUCCGUGUCACCGAGCUCGAGUCACUGCAGCUGCGGGGGGGACGCCUGGUGAGGCUGGGACCCCAGCGGCAACUCGACCGCUCCUGCCUGCGCCCCCCCCAGCAUGGCUCCCCCAUGGCAGAGGGUGGCAGCGCCCAGCCCGGCACUGCCGGCAUCCCCCCCGGGAGCACUGGUGUGUCCCCGCAGGGGUGGCCAUCCUCUCCAGGCACCACACGCUCCAGCCCCGGCCCCGUGGGGCGGGUGAAGCUGCGGAAGGUGGAGAGCAGGGGGUGCUGGGAGGUGGUACGGGAGAGGCAGCCCCCCGCUAUGCCCAGCCCUGUGGCAGCGAGUGACGGGGAGGUGACAGAACUGCAGCCCCCGCCGGAUGUGGGUGCACUGGGGCGAACAGACAGGCGCUCCGCUGCCCGGCGGCCCCCCCGGGCGGCCUGGAGGAAGCAGAGCCAGGUGUCCCCCACACCCCAGCAGGGCUGCAGGCAGGUGGUGCCACCAGGGGGGGACCCAGGCGACCCCGAGGAGGAGGAGGUGGACGUGGGGAUGGCGGAGCCGUGCCUGCCCCCCGGCACCGUCUGUGUCUGGCCCUGCCCCUCGUCUGAGUCGGAUGAGGAGGUGGACGUCCUCACCUAG